AUGUCUACGAUAAUAUCCACAUUUCCUGAUAUUGAUGCUUCAAACAAACUGGAUAUUGUUGAUUGUCAUCAUCAUUUAUGGGACAUAUCAUCAAAUAAUUAUCCAUGGUUACGUCCCGUUGAUCAAGGUGGUACUCCGUCCCAUCUGGCUGGUGAUAUAAAUAAAUUGAAAAAAUCAUAUUUAAUCGAUGAUUACUUGUACGAUACACGUAAUUUUAACUUGUUGAAAUCUGUUCAUGUACAAGCUGAAUACGAUCACCAAGUGAAUGAUGGAUGUGGUGAAGUAGAAUAUUUGCAACACGUUGCUGAUCAGUCUCAAUAUCCACAAGGAAUUGUUGCUUAUGCUAAUUUGUCAUCUCCAACUGUCGAACAUUUGUUUCAAAAGUAUACGACUGCUUAUCGAAACGUAAAAGGUAUUCGACAACUGUUGAAUUAUAUAGAAGGUAAACCAUCUUUAUGCAUGAUCGAUCGUGGUGAUUAUUUAAAGGAUCAGAAAUGGUUAGAAGGAUUUUCCCUUCUUGAUAAGUAUAAUUUAUCAUAUGAUUUACAUGUUUAUCAAUCACAAAUGGUGGAUGCAGCUGAAUUAGCCCGUCAAUAUCCGCACACGCCGAUUAUUCUUGAUCAUUGUGGUUUACCAUAUGGAGGUGAUACACUCUUUGAUGAUUGGAAACAGAAUAUGGCUAUACUAGCUCAACAGUCAAAUGUCUCUUGUAAAAUAUCUGGUUUAGUCAUGUUUCAACAUAACUGGUCACUCAGCACACUGAAACCAUACGUUGAUUACUGCUUGAAUAUAUUUGGCUCCAAACGAUGUAUGUUUGCUUCAAAUUUUCCAGUGGAUAAACUAAACGCCACGUUUGAUGAACUAUUCGAAGCUUAUUUCAAAUUGGCAACAGAAGCUGGUCUCACAUCGGAGGAGAUAAAACAAGUAUUUUGCCAGAAUGCCGUCAAUUUUUAUAGAUUGAAAUAG
This is a messenger RNA of Didymodactylos carnosus, 966 nucleotides long. Lineage: Eukaryota; Metazoa; Rotifera; Eurotatoria; Philodinida; Philodinidae. The record is from the annotation of a GenBank genome assembly.